AUGGGUAAGAGACAACUUGGAAUCGGUCGCAACUUGCGGAAGAGACAAAAGACCGAGGAAGCAUCCAAAGCUGAAAAGAAACAAGCUGAUGGUUUGAAAGAAAGUGCAGAAAAGGACACAGAGGAGUAUAUUACGGUUCCAUUAGACGAAGAAGUAGAUGCAGAGGAUCCUACAUCCCAGUUACGUGCAUUAUGGAAGACAUGGCUUGAUUCGGAUAGGGAGAGUGAGCUUCUUUUGAACGGUAUAGUUAACGAAUGUGACAGAUUGGUCAGAUUAGCCGACAAAGCAUCCAAGACGAGGAAAGAUCAAACGAUCGAACUAGAAUCAGAUGUUUACGCUAUCUUUGGUAUGGCAUUGGCUGAAUUGGCUAAGUUUCAUACUGAAGACACUACUGCCGGAAGUACUGUUAAGGAUUACUUCGAUAACGCAGUUGAGAGAAUCGAGCUUGGUGAAGCAAGAAAACCAGAAAAUGGUAUAAUAAGACUUGCACAUGCAAGUGUGGAUUUGAGUCGUAUUCCGCUUGAAUAUAUCUCGAAGAUGGAUCUUGAUUCUAAGGCCAAGGCAUUCCCAAACAUCGAGAAAUUGCUCGAUAAGGCACUUGAGGAGUACUCGAGUGGAUACAAGUUGGUCAAAAAGGAUAAGGAACAGGAAAAGGCCUUUAGACAGAAAUGGGUGCUUGAAAUUUUUGAUUCCUUGGAUGAUUUGAUCGAUAUUGUGAAAAGCUUUGGUGAAGAUCACAAUGAGCAAAUCGACAGCGAUGACGAAGAAAGCCUCGAGGAGGCUGAAGCAGGUGCCAAUGGUAAGACUAUCGUUAAAAAAGAGCAUCCACUAUAUCAAAUAAUUGAGCAGGUCGAGGAAGAUGGUAACAAAUACAACUCCUUCUUUGAGAAACAGUUGUUAAACUUUUUGAAAGAAGUUUCCGUGGCAAAGAAGGCUACGGCGGGAGAAGAAGAGUUGAAGCAAGGUGCCGAGAGUAAGCUUGGAUUGUGGCUUUUGGCAAAAGCAGCAGAGCUACAGUUUGAGGGUGAAGAUAAGGCUCAUGAUGAGGGAAUCAAGAUUCUUCGCAAAGCCAUAGAGCAUCUUGAAAAGUCUUGGAAUGAGGAAAUCCCAAGUACUUGGGUUGAUUUGGCCGAGGCCAAAAUCAGCUUGGGUAACCUGUAUGAUGAUAAGAGUGAAGAGCAGGACAAGUUGUACGAAGAAGCUGCUAAGUAUUUAAGAAAAGCCAACAAUGCUACCCACGGUAAGUACCAGGAGAUUUUGGAUUCCCUAGUGGAUGGCGAGAGCAAUUAA
Messenger RNA from Brettanomyces bruxellensis, 1290 nucleotides. RefSeq lists its product as uncharacterized. Gene Ontology annotation, biological process: translational termination; positive regulation of cellular response to hypoxia; positive regulation of SREBP signaling pathway. The coding region runs from base 1 to 1290 and encodes 429 amino acids. Lineage: Eukaryota; Fungi; Ascomycota; Pichiomycetes; Pichiales; Pichiaceae. The record is from RefSeq and is a predicted model, not a curated record. Gene Ontology annotation, molecular function: protein binding. The transcript has a single exon. Gene Ontology annotation, cellular component: nucleus.